GAGGCGAUGACGCCCCCAGGUGAGCCGCCGCAGAAGUUCGCAAGUCGCAGUGGAUUUUUUUCUCGCUCGCCUGUCAGGAAUGGGGCGGGGCUCCUUCAGUGAUUUGUGUGCUAAAGCAGUGAGAUUGUGCACAAAGGAAAACCCGGAGAAGUAAAAAUAUCCGUGAAUACGUUUUAAGUGUGUUGUGGACUUUGAGUGACAGCUGAAGCCCAGAGCAGGAAGUGAGGGGAGGUGAAGCGGCGUGAUGGCGGCUAUCGGUAACCCCGGCAGCGCCUCCGGCCCUGUCCUCAUGCUAGCUGCUAAAACCAAGACCAAAAAGAAAAACUUCGUCCAACAGAAAGUGAAGGUUUUACGAGCCAGCGACCCGGUCCUCAACGUGUUUAUGUGGGGAGUAAAUCAUUCGAUAAAUGACCUAAACCAGGUUCCAGUCCCAGUGAUGCUUCUCCCUGAUGACUUUAAAGCCAACACCAAAAUCAAAGUCCAGAACCAUCUUUUCAACAAAGAGAACCUCCCGGGGCAUUUCAAAUUUAAGGAGUACUGCCCACAAGUGUUCAGGAACCUUCGAGAGCGAUUCGGAAUCGAGGAUCUGGACUUCCAGGCUUCUCUGACCCGUAGUCCCCCGGUGAAGGGUGAGGGGCAGGGCGAGGGUCUUCUCUUCACCUCAUACGACCGCACUCUGGUGGUGAAGCAGAUCUCCAGCGAGGAUGUAGCCGACAUGCACAGCAUCCUGUCCGAAUAUCACCAGCACAUAGUGAAGUGUCACGGCAGCACGCUCCUCCCUCAGUUCCUCAGCAUGUACCGCGUGAGCGUAGAGAGCGAGGACACCUACCUCAUCGUCAUGAGGAACAUGUUCAGCCACCGGCUCCUCGUGCACAGGAAAUAUGACCUUAAGGGUUCUUUGGUGUCUCGAGAGGCCAGCGAUAAAGAGAAGGUGAAAGAGUUACCCACCUUCAAAGAUGUGGAUUUCAGGAACAACAUGCAGAAGGUGUACGUGACCGACGAGCAGAAAGAGAAGAUCCUGGAGAAGCUCAACAGAGAUGUUGAGUUCUUGGUGAAGCUAAAGAUAAUGGACUACAGCCUGCUGCUGGGGAUCCACGACGUGGUGCGGGCCGAGCGCGAGGAAGAGGAAGCAGAGGAGCCGAGCUGCGAGGACGAAGGCGAGACGGAGAACGGCGUCAACCCCGCGCCGCACGUCGGCUCCUACGGCACGUCACCCGAGGGGAUCGCCGGCUACAUGAACUCUUUUAAGCCCAUGGGCCCUGGCGAGUUCGACCCUUACUUGGAUGUUUACGCCGUCAAAAGCGCCCCAGGCGCACCACAGAAGGAGGUGUACUUCAUGGGUCUCAUAGACGUGUUGACGCAGUACGACACCAAGAAGAAAGCCGCACAUGCAGCUAAGACUGUUAAACACGGGGCUGGUGCGGAAAUAUCCACCGUUCAUCCAGAACAAUACGCCAAACGAUUCCGCGACUUCAUCUCCACUAUUUUCGCGUAGUGCUUCUUUCCCAGUCUUGAUCUCGACUGUCUUCCCAUGUUGUUCAGUUCGGGGUAUCUCUCAUCUGUUUUGUAUAUAUUUUACAAAAAAAGAAAAAAAACAAACAAACAAACAAAAAAUAAACCCUCACACGAGCACACACUCGCUACGUAGGCAAGAAAGAACGAGCGUAAACAUUCUGAUUAAUGUUAACAAAAUCACCUACAUAUUUAUUUGGGAAUAAUCCCAGACGAGACUGAAAUCACCUUCUUUAACAUACCUUUCACUAACAUAUCUACACUCCUGAGUAUACUCCUGUCUAAGAAAUGUGAACCUGUAGCAAUACCACCACACUAAACCAUCAUUCCACGUGAGCAAGCUCUGUUUCUCUCUCUCUCUCUCUCUCUCUCUCUCUCUCUCUCUCUCUCUCUCUCUCUCCCUGUCUUACAGUACGGAGCGAAGAAAGCCGCCUUGUUGUUCUCGGCGUAACGCGACCCGCUGUUACUCACCGCCUUUAACAGCUUUGCUUUCUUUUUUUGUUAAUAACUAAUUUGUUGGCAUUUGUACCUAAUGUCUAGAGAGAAGAAAAAAAAAAGCAAUAUUUUGAAUGUUGAAUAUUUGUACAAAUUCCUAGAGUAUAUAGUUCCGAAUGUUUUUUCUAGACAUUUUAUGCCGUUUAGAUGAAAAGGAUGGAAAAAAAAAAAACAAAACAAAUCAGCCGCUUAGGAAACAGCACUAGGAUCGCAUGCCUUGUUGUUUCAUUUUAUUUAUAUUGAAAUUCAGUGUUUGGACCAAAUAUAUUUUUUGAGGAUUUUCAGAAA
Messenger RNA from Tachysurus vachellii, 2295 nucleotides. It is a transcript of the gene pip4k2ca, whose product is annotated as phosphatidylinositol-5-phosphate 4-kinase, type II, gamma a. The transcript has 10 exons. Gene Ontology annotation, biological process: phosphatidylinositol metabolic process. Gene Ontology annotation, molecular function: phosphatidylinositol kinase activity. NCBI's taxonomy places the organism in Eukaryota, Metazoa, Chordata, Actinopteri, Siluriformes, Bagridae. The record is from RefSeq and is a predicted model, not a curated record. The coding region runs from base 245 to 1495 and encodes 416 amino acids.